Molecule: messenger RNA, 1956 nt
Organism: Ochotona curzoniae (black-lipped pika)
Lineage: Eukaryota; Metazoa; Chordata; Mammalia; Lagomorpha; Ochotonidae
Gene: SCAMP2
Product: secretory carrier membrane protein 2
Exons: 10
Coding region: 100-1218 (372 amino acids)
Biological process (GO): protein transport
Cellular component (GO): recycling endosome membrane; trans-Golgi network membrane
Source: RefSeq, a predicted model, not a curated record
CUGGCUCCCGGAAGUGGAGGGUCUGUUCCGAGCGCCGCUGGGUCUGCGCGCCCGGAGGCAGCAGCGCUCGCGGAGCUUGCCUGCCGGUCCCCGACCGCCAUGUCGUCCUUCGACACCAACCCCUUCGCGGACCCAGUGGACGUAAACCCCUUCCAGGACCCCUCUGUGACCCAGCUGACCAGUGCCCCACAGGGUGGCCUCGCUGAGUUCAACCCCUUCUCCGAGACAAAUGCAGCGACAACGGUUCCUGUCUCCCAGCUUCACGGGCCCUCGCAGCCGGCGGUUCUGCAGCCCUCAGUGGAGCCCACCCAGCCAACCCCCCAGCUCCUGCUUAGGCAGGCCAGCAAGAUCCUGCCUGCACGGUUCCUGGCAGUGGGUGAGCUCUCAGAGAGGCAGAUGCUGCUAGCAGGAGAUAGUGUGCUCAGACACAGCCACAUGCGAGAGCUUCCGCAGGCCGUGGCUUCUGCGGCACAGGCAGGCCUGCUCCGGCAGCAGGAGGAACUAGACAGGAAGGCUGCCGAGCUGGACCGCAAGGAACGGGAGCUACAGAACACUGUGGCCAGCCUGCAUGUGAGAGAGAACAACUGGCCGCCGCUGCCCUCCUGGUGCCCAGUCAAGCCGUGCUUCUAUCAGGACUUCUCCACGGAGAUUCCUGCCGACUACCAGCGGAUAUGCAAGAUGCUCUACUACCUCUGGAUGUUGCACUCAGUGACCCUGUUCCUGAACCUGCUCGCCUGCCUGGCCUGGUUCUCGGGCGACAGCUCCAAGGGUGUGGACUUCGGCCUCUCCAUCCUGUGGUUUCUGAUCUUCACCCCCUGUGCCUUCCUGUGUUGGUACCGACCCAUCUACAAGGCCUUUAGGUCCGACAACUCUUUCAGCUUCUUCGUCUUCUUCUUUGUAUUUUUUUGUCAAAUAGGGAUCUACAUCAUCCAGUUGGUUGGCAUCCCUGGCCUGGGGGACAGUGGUUGGAUCGCAGCCCUGUCGACGCUGAAGCAGGAAUCUCUGGCUGUGUCCAUCAUCAUGAUGGUGGUGGCUGGCUUCUUCACACUCUGUGCCGUGCUUUCCCUGUUCCUGCUGAAGCGGGUGCACUCUCUGUACCGCCGGACGGGGGCCAGCUUCCAGCAGGCCCAGGAGGAGUUCUCCCAGGGCAUCUUCAGCAACAGAGCCUUCCGUGGCGCCGCCUCGUCCGCCGCCCGCGGUGCCUUCCAGGGCAACUAGCCCAGUGGCCCUGGGCCCUCUGCCCCUGCCCUCGCUGUCGCCUGCCUUCUGAGCUGCACUUUCCGUGGGUGCCUUAACGCGGUGGUCACGGCCACUACAGGCCGUGUUGGGAGGGUCUCACCACGGCUCUCCCUCCUCCCCAGGAGGGGCCAUGGGCUCUCCCGUCCACCCAGGGAAGGGGCGGGAGGGACAGGGACUCUCUCUCUUUUUUUUUUUUACAUGGCAAAAGAAAUCAUACAAAACUGUUUUUCCCUUCUUGGGCGGGGCCUCAAUAGGACUCUGGACUCAGUGGGGACAGAAGCUCUCGGGGUCGCUGGUUGACCUGCAGGGGUCCUGGGGCUCCCCCCCUCCCCGCCCCCAGCAGGCCUGCCUGCACCUGUUGCCACACAGACUACCCCCCUGCCCAGGCCAGGCUGGUCCAGCUGCAGCCAGAGCUCUGACCACCUGCUGGGGCAGCAGAAAGGGGGGAGGGAGGGGGGACACACUCCUGGGAGGACAGGGUAUGGAGUCUUUCUGAACCCCAGGCAGGGUCACCAACACUCGGUCCCGUCUGUCUCCUCCUACCCCCAGCUCUGUAGCUGGGCUCCUAGAGAACUUCUCCCCAAGCCUUCCACCCCUGCCUGUGGGAGGCUCAGCAGAGCCACCCGGGUUUUAUAAACUCCUUUUCUGGUAUUUUCUCCUCCGUGUACAAAUGUAUAUGUCUCAAUUUUUGUGCUUAAAUAAAAGAUUUUCUGACAA